This is a messenger RNA of Drosophila sechellia, 1546 nucleotides long. RefSeq names its product Regulator of cyclin A1 (gene Rca1). The transcript has a single exon. Lineage: Eukaryota; Metazoa; Arthropoda; Insecta; Diptera; Drosophilidae. Gene Ontology annotation, cellular component: nucleus. The coding region runs from base 101 to 1330 and encodes 409 amino acids. Gene Ontology annotation, biological process: regulation of mitotic nuclear division; negative regulation of meiotic nuclear division. The record is from RefSeq and is a predicted model, not a curated record.
CCAGUUGGUAUUUUAUAGGGGCGGUCACACUAAUCCGUACCCAAAAACAAUCAACCGAUGCGAAAAGCAUAACAAUUCGAAAGUUUAAAAUUCGGUCAAGAUGAGCGCCUAUUAUCGGCGCGCGGCGUUGCGCAAGAAGAGCCCCAGCCGCGGAUCGUCCUUCGAGUCGGAGAUGAACGAGUCCGGCUACACAUCCUUCCUGGCCCUGCACAAUUCCACCGCGGAGACGCCAUUUUUGUUGGAGGACGCUGAGGGCGAAAAUUGUCGCAAUGCAUCGAAUACCACUACAUUCUUUUGGGGGCUGAACACGCCCAGUAGCCACCAGGAGCAGGACCUUCACUGGGGCAAGCCCUAUCCCAGAACACAGCCCCAAAAGAAAAUUUCCGCGGAGGAGGAGCCUUUCUCUAUGACUCCGCGUCUGCAGGAUGAGCAUAGUCUGCCCAAGCGGCGCAAAAAACACUUUCAAUCGCCACACAGUAGCCCCAAGAAGUCCAAGAAGCUGCUUUUCCCCCACAUAGAAGAACCGCCCAAGAAUCGCUUUUACGGAGGUGUCGAAAAGCUGGACAUAGUGGCCAAGCUGGCGCAAGAGCUUCCGGCACUGGAGUGCAUACUGCGUCAUGUGGGUGCCCACACGCUGGACGUGAUGACCAAGGUGUCGCCGGCCUGGAAGCAGGCCGUUUAUCGCAGCCAGCGCGACUUGGAGCGCCUGCAGAACCACCGACUCAAGUUGAACCUUACCAAAGAGAAUCCUCACGUGCCCAAGCGGUGCAGCCAUGUGCCCAAGGCAAACCACACAGUGCCAUUGCAGACCUCGAACCAUAGCAGCCUGGCCAACAGCGCCGCCUCGCUAAUGGACUCGGGCAACUCGAGUAUCCACCUGAUGGACGUGGAUGCCGGAAGGGUUCUGCGCGAGCAGACGCAGCGCGUCAAGUGUCCUCGAUGCGGACGAGGCAGCCGGGUUUUCAUAAGCGAGGCAGCCAAGGGUGGCGAAAACCUAUUGUCGCAGACUCUGCCUAUUCCACAUAGCACAUUCCCCUGCAUGACGGGUCCGCCUCUCAAACGCUUCCUGUCCCUGGAUCUUGACGAGGUCAAGAGUUCACCGCAAGGACCGCCAUACAACUUCGCCGAAUGCACCAGUGUCAUCUGCCAGUUCCGGUUCUGCGUCAACUGUCUGUCCAAGUCGCAUCCCGGCGAGCGUUGCCUGGUCACGGAGCUGGACACACCAUCCAAACUGAUGAUGCCACGGGAGCGACUGACGCCGCCACAACGUGCCCAGAGCCGUGAUCCGAAAAUCACAAGGAAAAACUCGCUCAAGCGGCUCUGCUUUUAGCUUUAUCAUAGGCUUUUAACUAUUACGAUUAGUAUUCGAUUUUUUUAAAUCUCAUUAAUUCCGUAUUAUGUCCAUCGCAUUAAGAUCCAUUUCAUCACGUACAUUCUUAUAUAUGUUUUUAAAUCGUUUCAUGUAAGGUUUGUCGGAAUUCUGUACCUCUGCGAGAUUAAGUAUUUUUUACACAUGCAAAAUAUAUAAAUCAUUUUUAAAACUUUA